UCUACAUUUCUCAGCGAAACAGAGAGUAGAAAGAACCGGCUCGGGUGUCUCGGGUGAGCAGCUGUUAUGUUUAAUCAUCACCUGUGAAAAGGGGGGUCGUGGUUGUAAGCGGCACGCGGGAAACAACGAACAUACCACGUGAUCAAAUGCGGAAAUUGCCCGAGCGAGAAAGUGUAGCCGGAGAAGAGCAAAAGAGGGGGAGUGGAGGCUGUGGUCUCCGUAUGUGUUCGGAGCUGCUGGCGGUUACUAGCUGGACCAGACAACACGUCCGCACACAGACGCUCGGUUAUCUGCACAGCUAGAUGUACGAGUGAUCUGCUGCCGUGAAUACAAGUCAGGCUCGUUCUGUUGUCACACUGCUGAGAUGACAAGGCUGUGACAGCGUGUGUCCAAGUGUGUCGGUACGGGACCAGUUCUUGUGAAAUGGCUGCAGCUAAGAAGAGUUGUGCGAAAGCAGGAGGCGUUCGGUUCUCAGAGCCCCCCGCUGUCGGUGCUCCAUCACAUGUUCACUUUGACGAAAAGCUGCAUGACUCCGUCGUCAUGGUGACUCUGGAGGAUGAUGGCAACUUCAUGGUCAAGGUUGGCUUCCUAAAGACGCAGCACCGGUAUGAAAUAGUGUUCACCUUGCCCGAGGUCCCCGCUCUGGGGAAGGAUGUAUGUCCAGCACCAGUACCCAGUCCACACCUCCGGAUCACUGAUAUCACACCAGCACCAGAGGGAGGUCUGAAGGUGACAUGCGAGUACAUGGCCCAGCAAGAGGGAGUUCUGUGUGAGGAGGUGCUGCUGCAGAGCGAGACCAACCAGGACCUCUGUGUUAAAGUCAAAGUACACGCCAGAGUCAUGGAUCGUCACCACGGUACACCCAUGCUGCUGGACGGAGUCCGCUGCAUCGGGGUGGAGUUGGAGUAUGACUCUGAACAGAGCGACUGGCAAGGAUUUGACUAAAGCUCCUGCUCCCCUUUCACCUAGAAAACACACACACACACACACACACACCUGCCAUCAUUGAAGUGUACCCCUUCCAAAUUAAACACUCACCGAACAGGAAAGUGUCACAAAUGAUUCAGUGUCACAUAAUGUACACACAGCGUUCAUUGUUGGAUUCAGAGGAAAUGGAUAUUUGCGUCCUGAGAACAUUAACAUACAAAAACAUUCCUUUGCUGCAACUUUCACAACAGCAUCUGUACAGUUUGUCACUUUCCUCCAAUUCUUGUUUGUCACCAUGUUGUAUUCUGUGGUUAAUCUGUGUUUUCCUUACUGAACCUCUAGAGGGCAGCAGCAGUCUUUGAAUCAGGGCAGCCUCCGAUCCCUUUUCACCGCCUCUUGUGUUCCAGUUUACUCUUUUCAUGAUGUGCAAACUGAAUCCCACAUGGAUUUAUAGGUGAGGG
Molecule: messenger RNA, 1388 nt
Organism: Etheostoma cragini (Arkansas darter)
Lineage: Eukaryota; Metazoa; Chordata; Actinopteri; Perciformes; Percidae
Gene: adisspb
Product: chromosome 19 C20orf27 homolog
Exons: 7
Coding region: 424-945 (173 amino acids)
Source: RefSeq, a predicted model, not a curated record